Messenger RNA from Salvia miltiorrhiza (redroot sage), 752 nucleotides. Its product is annotated as hydroxyproline O-galactosyltransferase HPGT3-like. Gene Ontology annotation, molecular function: hexosyltransferase activity. Lineage: Eukaryota; Viridiplantae; Streptophyta; Magnoliopsida; Lamiales; Lamiaceae. Gene Ontology annotation, cellular component: Golgi membrane. The record is from RefSeq and is a predicted model, not a curated record. Bases 170 to 424 code for a protein of 84 amino acids. The transcript has 4 exons.
CCUCAAAAGGAAAUGUCACCUCAGUGUAUGGACCAAUCUGUAUGUGUCUUAUUUACUGUAUUAUUAUAAUUAUGUUUUAUCAAUAAAUUUUAGUUUCUUAUUUAGAAGAAAGAACAUGAAAUGCAAAUCACCUUUCUAAACUGGAAAACAUUGUUCAAUUUUCAGGGGAAUGCAAUGGUAUGAGCCUGAAUGGUGGAAAUUUGGUGAUCAGAAAUCGUAUUUCCGUCAUGCAGCCGGUUCUAUCUUCAUACUCUCAAAAAAUUUAGCUAAGUACAUACAUAUCAAUAGUGCAUCCUUGAAGGUUUAUGCUCACGAGGAUGUAUCCGUGGGGUCAUGGAUGAUGGGUCUUCGCGCAACCUAUAUAGAUGACAGCCGUAUGUGCUGUAGUUACUCAAGCCAAGACAAGAUCUGCUCGUUGUCUUGAAGUUACAGUGAGACGAGCCUUUGCAGCAGCGCUACUGUUGGGAUACAUUUUGUGCAGAGAAACAGAGGAACUCAUGGAUCUUUAGUUAGUACCAUUCUUAUUUUUUGUUAGCUGCCGCAGCUGCCAAGAAUGUCGGUUUUUAUACCUCAAAAACUCGAAACUGCAUAGAAGAUAUAUCUGAAUUAGGUGGAUUGCUCUGGGAAAAUUGCUCACCCAGAAGCAUGUUCAGUAUAGAACUAUAGAUACAUACAAUACAUACAUAUUUGUCACAAAAGAGGCUGGCACACACAGUUUUCCAAAAGAUAUAUAUAUUCCUUUUGUUUCUUAA